Salvia hispanica is the source of this 730-nucleotide messenger RNA. RefSeq names its product acyl carrier protein 1, chloroplastic-like. Gene Ontology annotation, biological process: fatty acid biosynthetic process. The record is from RefSeq and is a predicted model, not a curated record. Gene Ontology annotation, molecular function: acyl carrier activity. NCBI's taxonomy places the organism in Eukaryota, Viridiplantae, Streptophyta, Magnoliopsida, Lamiales, Lamiaceae.
CAGUCGAGACAAUCACACUCUUCGUGCUCUCCGCCAUCUUCUCUUCUCCUCUCUUCUUUCCUCUUGUCAAAUUUUCAGAUCUGUUUCAUUUUUUCUGUUCCUUUUGAUCCCAUGGCUUCUUUCACUGCUUCCUCUGUUUCUAUCUCCUCCGCCUUUUGCUCCUUCAACCAAACCAAGGGUUCUAGUUUGAGGAAGGCCUCAGUUUCCUUCAGCGGAAAGAGCUUCCCUUCUCAAAGGCUUCCGUUGCCUCGUUUCAGAAUUUCCUGCGCGGCCAAACCUGAGACAGUCAGUAAAGUGGUUGAAAUCGUAAAGAAGCAAUUGGCUCUUCCUGAUGAUCGACAGGUCUCUGGAGACUCGAAGUUUCAAGUGCUUGGUGCUGAUUCUCUUGACACGGUUGAGAUUGUGAUGGGACUGGAAGAGGAGUUCGGGAUAUGCGUUGAGGAAGAGAGUGCUCAGAGCAUCACGACCGUUCAAGAAGCAGCAGAUCUCAUCGAGGAGCUCCUGGAGAAGAAAUGAUGAACCAGCUUCAUCUUGUAGGUUUGUGCUUGGUACGAGGCACUUGGUUAGAGAGGGAAAAAACACGAUAAUCUAUCAAGCUUUUGCUUUAUUAAUCAAAAUGAACUGGCUGUUUUCGUUUGCAGUUGUCUGUUCUUACUUCCGAUGGAACGAUGUUUAGUAUCAUCUGAAUGCAAUCUUAAUUAUUGGGAAAGAUCCAAUUUUUCUUCUCUCA